Momordica charantia (bitter melon) is the source of this 931-nucleotide messenger RNA. It is a transcript of the gene RPC14, whose product is annotated as RNApolymerase 14 kDa subunit. NCBI's taxonomy places the organism in Eukaryota, Viridiplantae, Streptophyta, Magnoliopsida, Cucurbitales, Cucurbitaceae. Gene Ontology annotation, molecular function: DNA binding; protein dimerization activity. The record is from RefSeq and is a predicted model, not a curated record. Gene Ontology annotation, biological process: transcription elongation by RNA polymerase I; transcription by RNA polymerase III. Gene Ontology annotation, cellular component: RNA polymerase I complex; RNA polymerase III complex.
ACAUCAUCAUCGUCUAAACCCUAGCCACCACCUGAAUCUCUCUCCCUCCUCUUCGUGUGUAGCAGCCACCUCCGAAUCUUCCUCUCCCCUCUCCGACGAUAUAUCCACGACGGCCGGCGACCCACCAAGCCCGGGCGGCUCUCCUCCCCACGGCGGCAACGUGAGUCGUAGAUUGGGUAACCGCGGCUCCUCUCAAAACCCUGACGGCCGGCGACGCCCCGACGCGAGCUUCUCCUCCGGCUGCGCAUCUUGGUAGGUGACGGGCGGCGGCGCAAUCCUCCGGCAACGACCCGGGACGACGAGUAUUCCCCCUCCCCCGGCGGCACAAGAUCUGUAGCACCCAUCCGAGAGGCGGCGGCGAAACCCCGAGGCCAGGCGUAAGACUCACGAGCCGAUCUCUCCCCUAUAAGACCCUUACAAUGGAACAUGGAUCGUUCUCAGAUGAGAGCAAAUCGACAUUUUCUAUGGCUGAUGAAGAUCAUACACUUGCAAAUGCUCUCAGAUACACCUUGAAUCAAGAUCCAAGAGUGACAUUCUGUGGAUACAGCAUCCCUCAUCCUUCAGAUAAUCGUGUUAAUAUCAGAGUCCAAACAACAGGUGAUUCUGCAAGAGAGGUUUUGAAAGAUUCGUGCCAGAACUUGAUGGUGGUGUGCCAGCACGUGAGGAACACGUUUGACAAAUCUGUUCUUGAUUUCAAACUCACCAAGCCUGUUGGAGACAUUAAUAUCAAAUAAGUUUCCAAUUGAUUUAUUUUAAUUGGAUGGCCUUCUGUCACGAAUUCGCUUGAUUCUAUAUUCUAUGAUUUGAAAUAUUGGAAAUGGUUUCGAGUUCUUUAUCUCUUUUGGAACGAGAAAGAUUUGGAAUGAUCUUAACUGGAUUCUGAUUCUCUGUCUGAAUGAUCAAUGGAAAGGAAAAAUGUUAGGUGUACUAA